CUAUUUGCUAUCGAUAAGAGUUAAGAUUCAACGUUUCGGGACGGUCGCGCAGUAAAUUUAUUGACUGAAGAAUUAAUAAAUAUUAAUCUAUCAAUAAUUGAAGUAUUGCAAAAACACUAGAAGUGCAAGGGAAGUGAAGGCGGCAAACAAAGUCGAAAACAGCAGCAGCACUAAGAGAAGCUCUCGGCCAAAUCGUCGGAGAACAGCAUGAAAAUGGUGUUGUCGCAGCGGCAGCGCGAGGAGCUUAACCAAGCGAUUGCCGAUUAUUUGGGCACAAAUGGCUAUGCAGAUUCAUUGGAGGCAUUUCGCAAGGAGGCCGAUCUCAGUACAGAGGCUGAAAAGAAAUUCGGUGGGCUACUUGAGAAGAAAUGGACAUCGGUUAUACGUUUGCAAAAGAAGGUUAUGGAAUUAGAGGCUAAGCUAACUGAAGCUGAAAAGGAGGUAAUUGAAGGUGCACCCACGAAGAAUAAACGUACUCCCGGCGAAUGGAUACCCAGGCCGCCAGAGAAAUACUCACUGACAGGUCACCGAGCCAGCAUAACGAGGGUAAUUUUUCAUCCAAUAUUCGGACUAAUGGUUUCGGCUUCGGAGGAUGCAACCAUUAAGAUUUGGGAUUUCGAGACAGGGGAAUAUGAGCGCAGUCUCAAGGGGCACACAGAUUCUGUGCAGGAUGUGGCAUUCGAUGCUCAGGGCAAACUUUUAGUGUCCUGUAGUGCAGAUUUGUCCAUAAAAUUGUGGGAUUUCCAACAGAGCUAUGCGUGUGUUAAAACAAUGCAUGGUCACGAUCAUAAUGUGUCAUCAGUGGCUUUUGUUCCUGCUGGCGAUUAUGUUUUAUCUGCUUCUCGGGAUCGUACUAUAAAAAUGUGGGAGGUGGCCACCGGUUACUGCGUCAAGACGUACACAGGUCAUCGGGAAUGGGUGCGAAUGGUGCGCGUGCAUAUUGAAGGCAGCCUAUUUGCCACAUGCUCAAAUGAUCACACAAUACGCGUUUGGCUGACGAAUUCAAAAGACUGCAAGGUUGAAUUACGCGAUCACGAGCAUACUGUGGAAUGCAUUGCCUGGGCGCCAGAAGCUGCUGCCUCUGCAAUAAAUGAGGCAGCUGGAGCCGAUAACAAGAAGGGUCACCAUCAGGGCCCAUUCUUGGCAUCGGGAUCACGUGACAAAACCAUACGCAUUUGGGAUGUGAGUGUUGGUCUAUGCCUGCUCACGCUAAAUGGGCAUGAUAAUUGGGUGCGAGGACUAGCAUUCCAUCCGGGUGGCAAAUAUUUGGUAUCGGCCAGUGAUGACAAGACCAUUCGAGUCUGGGAUUUGCGCAACAAGCGAUGCAUGAAGACGCUCUAUGCACAUCAGCAUUUCUGCACAUCUAUAGAUUUUCACAAAGCGCAUCCGUAUGUGAUCAGCGGUAGCGUGGAUCAAACAGUUAAAGUUUGGGAAUGUCGUUAAAUGGAGGAAUAUCCCACAACAACACAACAACAACAUAAAACCAACUCAGCAAGGGAUCUGCUUUUUUCUCAAUCUAAACAUAAAUAAAAGCUAAUAUAUAUAUAUACAAAAUCCUCACAGAUACACACACAAAACACAACAAUACAUACACAUACAGUCUCAGCCACCUAAAAGAAAGAUUAUUUUUAUGUAAUUAUUAUUAUUUUAUCGACGCUUUCAGUGUCAGCGUCCGAAUUGUAUUUACGAAGAAAACAAAAAUCAAAGCCAGAUGAAAAAAUGUCAAGAAGUAAAGAAAAAACGAAAUAUUUAUUUAAUUGUAUGGCCUCCUAACUAAACUAAAUUACAUUAACUAAAUACCUAACCUACCUAUAAAAGAUAAAAACAAAACCAACAUAUACAAAUACCUUUAAAUAUAUAUAUAUAUACUUAUGAUUACUGUCUAAUACGUGUAGCCAUGCCCAUAAACCACUAAACCCGUAGCAAAGAGCAAACACACACCAACAGAAACACACAUUCGUAUUCAAAAACAAAAGCCGAUCUGUAGUUAAAUUUUUCUGUAGAUUUUCAUGCAGUACGUGUGUGUAGAACAGACAGUUUAGAGAGUUAGAGAAAAAGAAAUUGUUACAUUAAGGGCAUUCCUGCAAACGAAACAGAUCUGCCGCAAAAUACACUUACAAGAAGAAUUAAAAACUAAUUACCUUGA
Molecule: messenger RNA, 2146 nt
Organism: Drosophila willistoni
Lineage: Eukaryota; Metazoa; Arthropoda; Insecta; Diptera; Drosophilidae
Gene: Lis-1
Product: lissencephaly-1 homolog
Exons: 8
Coding region: 208-1443 (411 amino acids)
Biological process (GO): germ cell development; microtubule organizing center organization; retrograde axonal transport
Cellular component (GO): nuclear envelope; neuron projection; kinetochore
Molecular function (GO): microtubule plus-end binding; dynein complex binding
Source: RefSeq, a predicted model, not a curated record